AUGCCAGGAAACGAUGCAACCUUGAAGCAGCGGUACCCAAGGAGAUGGUACGAUGCCAUCAUACCCUUUGAGUCUCCUUGGGAGAGCCGCCCCACUGUAGGAGAGGUGCGCGAGCGGCUCGAGGCGCAAACGAACCUAGCAGCCUGGCGCAUAGAGCGAAAGGCAAGGGCAACCGAACAAAAUUCCACCAAAGCUGGUACGAUUGUGUUCUGGCUGAUCGUGCUUGUGUUAACAGUAGCUCCUUUACUAGCCCGGACUACGCUGAACGGACCAAUCUCGCCCAUGUGCUUUGAAGCCGAGAGUUCGGAAUGCGAAGUGGUUCCGUAUCCACGGAUCGCCGUGUACUGCGCCCUUGGGAUUGUCGUCCUGUUCAAAGCCUGCAGCGUGGACAUGAGUUGUGGACCUUGGGGAGCCAUGCCUCCUAUGUUUACACCUGCCUAUGGGCGGACCUCAUCGCUUGACUUCGUCCAGCAGGCGAAGACUCGUGGCGCGCUUCGAGGUGUGUUGGUUUGUGUUUCGAACAUGGUGGCAGUCGUGAUUUGUUGUUAUUUUGUGGCCCAAGUCCACCAGUUCUUGAAACGUAGCGUGCGCCAGAAGUGGUCGUCAGGGUGCUGCCCUCAUGUCUGA
Molecule: messenger RNA, 627 nt
Organism: Symbiodinium natans
Lineage: Eukaryota; Dinophyceae; Suessiales; Symbiodiniaceae
Source: the annotation of a GenBank genome assembly